This is a messenger RNA of Sabethes cyaneus, 873 nucleotides long. RefSeq lists its product as uncharacterized. Bases 331 to 756 code for a protein of 141 amino acids. The transcript has 4 exons. Lineage: Eukaryota; Metazoa; Arthropoda; Insecta; Diptera; Culicidae. The record is from RefSeq and is a predicted model, not a curated record.
AUGGGGUGAGUCAAUUCAAUUCAGUACGGUAACGUUGGUCGCGUAGCGUCUCAUUUUUCAAUUCUUGCCCGACACACUAGAGAGGGAUUUGUGGUUUUGUUUUGUCAUUCCUACGGAUCAAAGCACUCGAAAGCGUAAAUCCCCGGGUCAAUGUGAACCUACGUCACGUUUAGGAACGGUAAAUUGGUUGCAAUCAGAGAGUCCACACGCUCCACAGAGUGUCGCAGCCUUCUAGUUGCUAGUUGCCGGUCAGGCCGGCUGGAUUUCCGAUCGACAGCAUUGAACCGGCCAGGAACGGCCUCGAAAGCUGCGCUCAGCAAAUAAUGUACCAUGUCAACGAUAGACGAACGUGUCGCCUAUUUAGAUAAUCCUUACUUCAAAGGUCACAUCUACGGUAAUUUUAAUCCGUUCUACGUAACCAUCGCGGUCUGUACCGUGCUUGCUGUUUUUAUCUUCGUACUGAACAUCGUCUGUGGCUGCUGUUCCAAGCAUAAACACUACUGGCAGGACCGUCAUACAGGAAAUCGUUGGUUAGUCUCGAUCUGGUCUGCUACUCCUCACAAGCAACCGCCUUUGGAUUUAACCGAGCUAAAGGACGUGCGUUCCUUCCAACCAAUUAAUCCGGAUAUCGAGCGUCCGGUCGAGUACACCGUGUCCCAUCAUCGUCCGCAACACCAGGUGCCCCCGCAGCAUUUCGGUCGCAGCGGCUAUCCGGAGGAGUACGUGGAGCUGCACAAACGCGAGAGUGACAUUUGAGGAACGACGAACGGUUUUAGAACGCGCAAAGAUGGCCUUCAUUGUUGUCUACCCGGCCGUGGCCAUGCUGGCCAUGUUCAUUGUAUUAGUCAUCAUUUUGAUCCUGCGGUGUGGUGG